This is a messenger RNA of Pararge aegeria (speckled wood butterfly), 1374 nucleotides long. RefSeq lists its product as uncharacterized. The coding region runs from base 1 to 1269 and encodes 422 amino acids. The transcript has 3 exons. The record is from RefSeq and is a predicted model, not a curated record. Gene Ontology annotation, molecular function: catalytic activity. NCBI's taxonomy places the organism in Eukaryota, Metazoa, Arthropoda, Insecta, Lepidoptera, Nymphalidae.
AUGGCCAGGAAUGAAACCGCUUGUAAGAGUGUGAAGCGCUCUUCAGAUGGCAUACGCGAGUUUUGUAAGACAGCUGAUAUAGUAGCGCUGCAAGAAACGUGGCUGCUGCCAGACGAGUUGUCUUUCCUCGAGACGCUGAGUGACGACUUCAGCUCGACAGGUGUGUCAGCGGUGGACACCGCGGCAGGCAUGUUGCGUGGAAGACCGUACGGCGGAGUCGCGCUUCUAUGGAGACGUAGUGCAUUUCAAAAUGUGUCUAUUGUGCAGUGUCAUAACUCGCGUAUUUGUGCUAUCAGAAUAGUGUUACCGGAGAAAUCGUCGAAGGCAUUUGACUUGGUUUCGUACGAUGUAUUAUGGAAAAAGAUGGAGGAAGCAAAUAUACCUCCAGAACUUACCAAUAUUUUUAAAUAUUGGUAUCAAAACCAAGUCAACAAUGUCCGAUGGGCAGGCGUUCUUUCGAAUUCGUAUGGGUUGGAGUGCGGGGUGAGGCAGGGUGGUUUAUGCUCGCCGACUCUCUUCAACCUUUACAUGAAUGAAUUGCUUUGUGAGCUCAGCAGCACCAGGGUUGGCUGCUACAUAGAUGGGGUUUGUUUAAAUAAUAUAAGUUACGCCGACGAUAUGGUGCUGUUGAGUGCAUCGGUCUGCGGUCUCAGGGUACUGAUGGCUAUUUGCGAGGCUUAUGUAGAAAGACAUGGACUUACCUACAAUACAAAAAAGAGUGUGGUGAUGGUCUUUGAGGCUGAGGGUAAGACACCGAAUAAAGUACCUCCUAUUUUGAUCAAUGGGGUAGUAUUGGAGAGAGUUUAUCAAUUCAAGUAUCUCGGGCAUAUUUUGACUCCUGGCCUCAAAGAUGAUGCUGACAUCGAAAGAGAACGGAGAGCAUUGUCAGUGAGAGCAAAUAUGCUGGCUCGCAGGUUUGCGCGGUGUACCAACGCCAUUAAAAUCACGUUGUUUAAAUCAUAUUGUAUGACGUUCUACACGUGCAGCCUGUGGGCUAAGUAUUCUCAAAAAUCGUAUAACGCGCUCCGUAUACAGUAUAAUAAUGCCUUUAGGGUGCUGUUGAAGUUGCCCCGCUUUUGUAGUGCAUCGGGGAUGUUUGCGGAUGCACAAGUUGACUGCUUCUUCGCCACAAUGCGCAAAAGAUGUGGCGCCCUGGUGCACAGGUUGCGGGGUAGCUCCAACAGCAUCCUAAAGAUGAUCGCCAGCAGGUUGGACUGCAGAUAUGUGAAUCACUGCUGUGCUAUUUCAAAUGGACUAGAACGGCGGUGAUUCGCAUAUCCCUCUCUUAUACGUAAGUUACUAACAUAGGCUAAGUAUUUACUAACAAAAUAUGAGCUGUAUUUGAUGCUUGAAAUAAAAUUAUUAUUAUUAUUA